CUCGGCUUCCUUACACAGCGUGCGUUUCUCUCAAUGACAUUCUGAGCUUUCAUAAGGCUAUACACUUCAGCAGGCUGUAAAGAUGUCAUUAUCCUUUUUAUUCAGGACAUUUACAAGAGAAGCUGCUAAAGUCAGCCAUCUGCAACAUGUUCAGUCAAUACACACAGGAUGUCAGCUCCUGGCAGCAGAGAAAGCCCUUCUGAUGAAACUGAGGAAAAGCACCGGCUACACUUUUAUUAACUGCAAGAAAGCACUGGAGAAGUUUGACAAUGACAUAGCACAGGCAGAGACUUGGCUACAUGAGCAGGCCCAGAAGGAGGGCUGGAGCAAAGCAAACAAGCUGGAGGGUCGCAAAGCCAAGGAGGGUCUGAUUGGUCUAUUUGUGGGAGACAAAGCUGCAGUAAUGGUGGAGGUUAACUGUGAGACAGACUUUGUUGCUCGCAAUGAGAAAUUUCAGCAGCUGGUGAAAGAUGUGGUAUUUGCCGCAUUAGCUCAUCACAAAAACAAAACACAAAGCCAGGAAGGAUAUGUUAAGAGCAUCCUGGCCACUGAUGAUUUAAGUAAACUCAGUGUGGGAAAUGGAGCUUCACUUGCUGAUCAUGUGGCUCUAACAAUAGGUCGUCUUGGUGAGAAUAUGUCAGUGAGGAGGGCAGUGAUGGUGGGCAUCCCUGCUGAGUGGUGUAUUGGCUCAUAUGUACACGGCAGCGUUCCCGGUCAGACUGAUGUGGUGAUGGGGCGCUAUGGUGCCCUGGUUGUAUUUCAGGGUGGGAAGAACGAAGAAAGGGAAGCGUUAGGAAGGAAGCUGGGACAGCACAUAGUGGGGGAGGCCCCUGUGUCCCUGGGCAACAUGGAUGACCUGCCCUGUGGUGAGAGUGAGACCCGCCUGCUGCCUCAGACCUUCAUGGGAGACCCGAGUAGAACAGUGGCCCAGUUCCUCAGGGGUCAAGAGGCUCGAGUGCUGGACUUUGUCAGAUUUCACUGUGGUGAGAAUGUCAGUGAAGAAGCAGAUUGACAGAGGGAGAAUAUGUAUUUAAAUAAUUUUUCUUGUGUCAAUAUGUAAUAUCAUACAAAGAUGAAAUACUAAUUUUCCACCAACUGUUAAACAUUCAGACAAUACUACAGUGUGGUCAUGAGUUUGAAAUCAGAUCAUUUAUAUCCAUCAGCACAAAUGAAAUCAGUCCAACAAUAAAAUGUUUUAUGUCUGGAAA
Molecule: messenger RNA, 1208 nt
Organism: Sphaeramia orbicularis (orbiculate cardinalfish)
Lineage: Eukaryota; Metazoa; Chordata; Actinopteri; Kurtiformes; Apogonidae
Gene: tsfm
Product: Ts translation elongation factor, mitochondrial
Exons: 6
Coding region: 83-1012 (309 amino acids)
Biological process (GO): mitochondrial translational elongation
Molecular function (GO): translation elongation factor activity; protein binding
Source: RefSeq, a predicted model, not a curated record